Messenger RNA from Kuraishia capsulata CBS 1993, 612 nucleotides. RefSeq lists its product as uncharacterized. The transcript has a single exon. The record is from RefSeq and is a predicted model, not a curated record. NCBI's taxonomy places the organism in Eukaryota, Fungi, Ascomycota, Pichiomycetes, Pichiales, Pichiaceae. Bases 1 to 612 code for a protein of 203 amino acids.
AUGUCCCUUGCACAAACUUACUCGCUGGCGGCUAAGGCCAAGUCGAAACUGACUAAAGAGGCUGUCAAUCCCAACGCCGAUUUGAGGUACCUCGUUUGCCAGGCCAAUUUGCUAGAUAACUUAAUGGAUUCUAUAACACAUCGCAGGCCCGUUUCGAUAUUAGAGCCGGAGCCCGUGGCAGCGCGCAAGGAGAGCGACCUGCAUGUGCGGUUUGACAAUACCACCAAGGUGACGACAACUGAGAUCAGUGGCGAUCUUGAUGAUUUGGAUGAUGACGAUUAUUACUACGACUCGGAGGACUCGUAUGUUUCUGACGACGAUGACAACUAUGGAGAAUUCGACUCGGACGACUCUGAUUCCGAUUCCGAUUCUGACUCUGAAGAGAGUUUGGUUUUCAGUGCCAGAUUGGGUAGCGUUGAGUUCACAUCGAGGCCGUUGACGGCCCUGGAGUCUGAGCAACUGCCACAAUUGUCGCACUCAUCGUCCGAAAGUGACAGCGAAGAUGAACAUGAGCGCAAUAUCAGCUCCGAGAAAGAGUACCGUUUCGAGCCCUCUGUCACGUCUUCCAAAGACACCCUCAUGCCCAAUUUUCACGAGCUGGUUGUGUUUUAG